This is a messenger RNA of Echinops telfairi (small Madagascar hedgehog), 2057 nucleotides long. RefSeq names its product zinc finger protein 329 (gene ZNF329). The record is from RefSeq and is a predicted model, not a curated record. NCBI's taxonomy places the organism in Eukaryota, Metazoa, Chordata, Mammalia, Afrosoricida, Tenrecidae. Bases 173 to 1768 code for a protein of 531 amino acids. Gene Ontology annotation, biological process: regulation of transcription by RNA polymerase II. Gene Ontology annotation, molecular function: RNA polymerase II cis-regulatory region sequence-specific DNA binding; DNA-binding transcription factor activity. The transcript has 3 exons.
UGCUGAGAACCUUCUAGACACAGGUUUUCUUUCUGUUCUUCACUUGAGCUAAUCCUGUCUUGAGUGCCGAAUCCUUUGAGAGACCUAGAUUUUCCGAUUUGGGGGAGAAGAUCACAAGAGGGACCAUUCUGACAAUAGAAGGUGUCUUUAUGCCUGAAGUGCAAGUCUGAAAAUGACAGCUCAGAAUAUUCUUGGGGCGGAACUAUCCUGUGAAGUAAAAAUGGAAGAAUUUACAACAGAGGGUCCUCAUUUCUUUCCUCUAUGCAACAAUUGGGACUGUGAGAAUCAGGAAGGAAUUUUGAGGCAAAUGGUUUUAACUGCAGAUAAACCAGGGCCUCAGGAAGUCAUGUGUGACUAUCAUGGAUUCAGAGCACAUCUGAGUCGAGGCCCAGAACAUCCACCAUCUCAGAGAGUUCCUACAGCAAAUGGUUUCCACAAACAUGACUCACAGGUAGAUUUGGAUUGUAACGAAGCCUGUGUAGCUAAGAGAACUGGUGAAAGUGAUGUUUGUGGAAAAGCUUUCAGCCAGUCUAUUGACAUUAUUCAAUUAGGAAGACACCAAACAAAAGAGAAACUAUAUAAACACUCUGAUAGUGUUUCAUCUUUCAACCAUAUUACUCCACUUGGUGAACAAAGAAUAAUGAAAAGAGGCAAGAAACUUUAUGGAGGUAAGGACUUUGGUGACAUCUUUGCCUUGAGUUCAUCGCUUAAUGAAAACAGGAGGAGUCACCCUGGAGAGAAACUAUAUAAAUGUCCUGAAUGUGACAAGUGCUUCAAACGGAACUCUUCUCUUGUUUUGCAUCAUCGAACUCACACUGGAGAGAAACCUUAUACUUGCAAUGAAUGUGGAAAGUCUUUCUCGAAGAACUAUAACCUGAUUGUUCAUCAAAGGAUUCAUACAGGAGAGAAGCCCUAUAAAUGUAGCAAAUGUGGGAAAGCCUUCAGUGAUGGGUCAGCUCUAGCACAGCAUCAGAGAAUUCACACGGGAGAGAAACCAUACGAAUGUCUAGAAUGUGGAAAAAGCUUUAACCGAAAUUCAUCUCUUAUUUUGCAUCAGAGAACUCACACAGGGGAAAAACCAUAUAGAUGCAAUGAGUGUGGGAAAUCCUUCACUGAUAUUUCCCAUCUCACUGUUCACCUCAGAAUCCAUACAGGGGAGAAGCCAUAUGAAUGUAGCAAAUGUGGGAAGGCUUUCCGAGAUGGCUCAUACCUUACCCAACAUGAGAGGACUCACACUGGAGAGAAGCCUUUUGAGUGUGCAGAGUGUGGGAAAUCAUUUAACCGAAAUUCUCAUCUCAUCGUGCAUCAGAAAAUCCAUUCGGGGGAAAAACCAUUUGAGUGUAAAGAGUGUGGAAAAACAUUCAUUGAGAGUGCUUACCUCAUCAGGCACCAGAGGAUUCAUACUGGUGAGAAGCCCUAUGGCUGUAACCAGUGUCAGAAACUUUUCAGGAACAUUGCUGGUCUCAUUCGCCACCAGAGGACACAUACUGGAGAAAAGCCCUAUGAGUGUAAUCAGUGUGGCAAAGCUUUCAGAGAUAGUUCCUGCUUGACCAAACAUCAGAGAAUUCACUCUAAGGAGACCCCAUACCAAUGUUCAGAAUGUGGGAAAUCCUUCAAACAGAACUCUCAUCUGGCAGUACACCAGAGACUCCAUAGCAGGGAGACUCCCAGCCAGUGUCCUCAGUGUGGGAAAAUGUUCAGAAGGAGCUCGUCCCUCAUCCGACAUCAAAGGACACACCUUGGAGAGAAACCCAUAGGACUAUCAUGAAUAUGGGCCACACUCUUCUAACUUUUCAGAGACCUCUGUGAAAUAGUACAUCUUCAGGUGUGACUUCUCCUUGGUUAGUAGAAAAAUUUCUUCAAAUUCUCCAGUGAAUUGAAUGUGAGACAUUCCUUAUCCUCAUGGUUAAAUCUAUAAUUGGGGAAAUCCUGGAGGGAACAUAGAAUAGUAAUAAAUGUGAAAAGAGGCCUCAGGGAUAAUUCAGUGGUGUAGUGGUUGGGCUGUGAUCUGUAUGGUUGGCAGUUAAAACCACCACCAGCAGCUCUGCAGGAGAAAG